GAACCUAUAAAUAAAUUGUAAAUCAAGUUACGGUUUUAAAAUAAAAUAUGUACAUGAAAUUAAAUAAACAAAAAACAAUAAUGAAAAGAGCGUGGAGAACUGUGGUGAUCCGUGGUCGUGUAGGUGAGAAUAGAAAAAGCGCUGGCACCUGUUUUUGUUCUCCAGCGGGCGAACAAUAUAAAUAGCCAACCUGGACAAUUUCUGGGCGUUUUUUGGCCUGCGGUACUGUCGUUUUGUUUGUCGCGGAAGGAACGUGCCGCCUAAUGUCUGACCAACAGUUCGUGCUGCGGUGGCACUACCACGAAUCGACGCUGAUCCACGGUCUGCCCAGAUUGCUGGAGGACGACGUGCUGACGGACAUCACGCUGUCUGUGGGCAGUCAGCACGUUCGGGCGCACAAAGUGAUACUGGCGAUGUGCAGCGUUUAUUUUCUCCAGUUGUUCCAGGAGAUGAGGCAUACACAACAUCCAGUUGUUGUUCUGCAUAACGUGACAAUGGAAGACAUUAGAGCAGUCCUAUCUUUCAUCUACCGCGGACAAUGCGUCGUAUCUCAAGAACAAUUACCCAGUCUAUUGUCAGUGGGUCGACUUUUGAAAAUACAAGGCUUAUGCGAUAUGAAAGUACCAGAGAGCCAAGCAAAAAUCGACCCGGUGACUACACUGGAACCAGACCAGACAGACAAAAUCACAACGACCAAUCUUAUCGAAAGAACCGACUAUAGUUGCCGGAAACGGCAACGCUACAGUCCUAAAAUCGACGACGGCCCGAAACCGCAUCUGAAACAAUCAGUGCCCCACUGGGAUCAUCCGUGUUUAGUUGUUUCUGAGAAGAACUCGCCUAAACCGGAAGACCUGAGUUGUGGCCCCAAGAAACCGAACCGAGAGACAUCCGAGACGUGCAAGUGCUUUCUUUGCGGCAAAUAUCUUAGCAAUCAGUAUAACCUGCGGGUACACAUGGAGACGCACGAGGAAACAUAUCAUGCCUGCCAGUCAUGUCCGCACGUUUCGCGGAGCAGAGACGCGUUACGCAAGCACGUCUCAUAUAGACAUCCCGAAGAGUACCUCACGAGGAAACGAAGAAAAACUGACACUUGAGUGUCUGGCAAUUGAAAACAAAAAUGGGCUUAAUGCUAAAGUCUACUAUAGUUGUAAGAGGAAUAGAAAUAAAGAUGUAAUUAAUAUAUUUCGA
This is a messenger RNA of Aethina tumida (small hive beetle), 1188 nucleotides long. Its product is annotated as longitudinals lacking protein, isoforms H/M/V. Lineage: Eukaryota; Metazoa; Arthropoda; Insecta; Coleoptera; Nitidulidae. Gene Ontology annotation, biological process: regulation of transcription by RNA polymerase II. The coding region runs from base 264 to 1094 and encodes 276 amino acids. The transcript has 4 exons. Gene Ontology annotation, molecular function: protein binding. The record is from RefSeq and is a predicted model, not a curated record. Gene Ontology annotation, cellular component: nucleus.